UACGUGUGUGUGAGCGCGAUUUGAAAAUAAAACUGCAAAUACAUAACAAAUUAUCAAAAGGCAACCAAUACAAACACCCGAUACCAGAUAGCCGUGCGUGUUUACACUUUGUUGUGCGUUGGUGUUUGUGUACCAAAGACUUGAUUGCCUGUGGAAGUUACCCGAAAAUUGGAAUUGAUAGAGAAACUGAAACAAAAUUCGCACCAGAAAAAACCAAGUCUCAAGACAGUUGCACUGAUCUCACCAACACUUCCAUACAAACUUCACGAAGAUCUGCAACAGAAGCUUCUCUCCACGCGCAGAAGGAACUGCAGCUGGCCACAGAGAAGAGCGUGGCAUCCACAGCAGGCCAAUCUAUGCCGCUCAAUUCGUACAACAUGAACGCUGCCGCCAUGGCCACUGGUGGCUAUAUGGACUCCAAUGAAAUCUUGGGCGUCACCAACAGUUGCAAUCCUGUCCAAACCAUGAGUGUCACGCCCGCUGGCUUCAUGGCUGCACAUAAAGUUAAUCUGUACGAGCUACAGCUCCAAAUAAAGCAUACCCUUAAAGAGUUCGGCGCCUGCGGCAAUGCCCUAAAGCUGCUUGUCCAAAACUACAGCUACAUGCUGAACUCCACAGUCUCGCCCAAUGCGGAGGUGGCCUUCAAGUGUCUGAUCGAAGAGAAGGCCACCAUCGUGAUCACAGUGCGUAGCAGCUUCAUGUACUACGAGUCGCUAUACGAGAUGGUCUCCCACGAGCUUAAGAACUGGCGCCGCCAGCAGGCUUUUGCCGGAAACGGGGCUCCGUUCAAUGAGGGAGCUCUCGACGAUAUUCAGCGCUGCUUCGAGAUGCUGGAGACAUUUGUUGCUCACCUACUGGCCGCCAUUAAGGAGUUAAUGCGCGUCCGCCUGGUCAGCGAGGAGCCGGAGCUGACACACCUCCAUGAACAGAUCCAGCUCUCGCAGGAGAAUCUGGUCUACUCUGCUUUCAUUGUGGACAAGCAGCCGACACAGGUGAUAAAGAAACACACACGCUUUGCAGCCUCAGUGCGCUGGCUCAUUGGAUCCACACUGGGCAUCCACAACAAUCCACCCACUGUUCAGUGCAUCAUCAUGUCAGAAAAACAAGCGCGUACGUUCGUAACCCGCGGCGCCCAAUUGGACAACAGCUUGGCCGGACAGUCCUCCGGCGAAAUACAGAACUGCUCCAGUACAAUGGAAUACCAGCAGAACAACCACGUGUUUUCGGCCAUCUUCAGUAACAUGCAACUGAUGAGCAUCAAGCGGCCUGAGAAGAAGGGCAAUGAGAGCGUUAUGGACGAAAAGUUCGCCCUUUUAUUUUAUGCCACCACCACGGUGAACAAUAGUCAUCAGAUCCGCGUUUGGACACUGUCCCUGCCCGUCGUGGUGAUCGUGCACGUGAACCAGGAGCCCCAGUCGUGGGCCACCAUCACCUGGGACAAUGCAUUUGCGGAGAUGGUCCGUGAUCCCUUUGUGACCACCGAUCGCGUCAGCUGGGCACAGCUCUCUGUGGCGCUGAACACCAAAUUUGCAUCGAGCACACAGCGCUCCCUGACCCCCGACAACCUGGACUUAAUUUACGAGAAGCUCCAGCGGAAGGAAUAUAUAACGUGGAACCAGUUCUGCAAGGAGCCCAUGCCAGGUCGCUCCUUCACCUUCUGGGAGUGGUUCUCUGCCAUUAUGAAACUCACCAAAGAGCACAUGUUGAACAUGUGGAAGGCCGGCUGCAUCAUGGGCUUCAUCAACAAGGCCAAGGCGGAAGAUGAUCUGAAGCGCUCUCCCGUUGGCACUUUUCUGAUCCGCUUCUCCGACAGCGAGCUUGGAGGGGUCACCAUUGCCUAUGUCAACGAAAAGAGAUUGGUCACCAUGCUGGCCCCCUGGACUGCCCACGACUUUCAGGUGCUUAACCUGGCGGACCGCAUUCGUGAUCUUAAUUUCUUGCGUUGGGUGUACCCCGUCGACCGCAGUGCUCAAUGCUCAAUUCUAGAUAGAGACACCGCCUUUGGCGAAUUCUUUUCAAAGCGUCAGGAACUCUCGUCUGGCUACAAGAAGACCUUCCUGCAUGUCCAGGUUUAUAACGGCAACAGCGACAAUGCGUCCACCAGCGGAACACCGCCUCACGUGCCGACGCAUGAUGGCAUGCAGAUAGGAAAUGGCGACUUUGGGAUAGCGGACUUCGAUUCAAUGACGAAACGAAAUCGUAUAAGCGCCCGAAGAACACCUUCUUGGCACCGCUAUCAUGGAAGUGGAUCGUAAACAGCGAUUGAAACACACCGCAUUUUGUGCUAUUCGAAAUUAUUAUUUUAUGUUAUCUAGAUGUAAUUAUUAGAAAUAGGAAUGCAUCGUAGAGGCAGGUUUUGUUUGGUAUGUAUUUUAACUGUAUGUGGAUUAACAACAAUCAAUAACACUAAUUGUGUACAUUGUGUUAGUGUUUUAAAUGUAAUUUCAAACGCUAUAUUAAGUGUGCUGCAAUUUUGAAAACUUGAGUGGGAAAUACCUAAAGAACUAUUCUUGUCAAAUUGGCCAAUAAAAUAAUUGAUUUUAAAAACUAA
Drosophila kikkawai is the source of this 2551-nucleotide messenger RNA. RefSeq names its product signal transducer and transcription activator-like. Gene Ontology annotation, biological process: cell surface receptor signaling pathway via JAK-STAT; regulation of transcription by RNA polymerase II; defense response. Lineage: Eukaryota; Metazoa; Arthropoda; Insecta; Diptera; Drosophilidae. The record is from RefSeq and is a predicted model, not a curated record. Gene Ontology annotation, molecular function: RNA polymerase II cis-regulatory region sequence-specific DNA binding; DNA-binding transcription factor activity, RNA polymerase II-specific.